UAAACCACGCCCAGCCGCCGGCACUCAAAGCUUUGCCGGGUGACAAAUGGAGCGCACCCUGAAAGUAUAUUAAGGGAAAUGAUUUCGCAAUUUCUUUUCUUUAAUAUAGAAAUUAUGUGACACUUUGGGAGCUUUACAUUAGCUUUUUUUAAGGAUCCGCCUAUAUAUAAGGAGUUACAUUUGUGUUUGUUUCAAGCCUUUUUUCUAGAACAUCUGAGGUAUUUUUAGCAAGGUUGCUAAGGUUAGCAGCUAAUAUUUACCCCAUGUUUGGAUGUUUUUUUGUUUUAGAUGGGUGGGGGGCGGGAUCUCUUGCUUCACUUUAAAGCUUGUUAACAGUAAAACCUAAACGUUUACGAGCGUUUUAGCCCGUGUUUUCCUGCCAGUUCUGAGCUGGAGUUAGCUACAGCUAGCCGCUCCGCGCGAGGCAGAGAUAAAGAGAAGUCUGAAGUGACAAAAAAAAAAAAAAAAUAAUAAUCAGAUUAUAUGGAAAGCAGGUGAGGUCAUGCCUGGUGUUUUGUCAGUGUUGCCCAACGGUCCUGUUCUAACGGCAGCUAGCAGGUCCCGCUAGCAUCAGAUAGAAUCAUGCCUGGGAUGGUGGUGUUCGGGAGGCGCUGGGGGAUCGCCAGCGAUGAUCUGGUCUUCCCCGGUUCCUUCGAGCUGCUGCUCCGUGUAAUUUGGUGGAUUGGCACCAUGAUCCUGUUCACCUCUCAUAAGGGUCACUUUGAUUGUAACGGCAGAGCAGUUCUCCACACCUACCUGGUUGGACUGCUGGUUGUGCUGGGCUUCAUCAUCCUGUCACUGUGGGCCAUUGUUUAUGUCAGUGCCCAAGGCACUAUUACAAAUCCCGGAGCGCGGCGCUCCAUGCCCGCCCUGGUGUACCUGCGAGCUGUGCUUUACAUCCCUGAGUUCGUUUGGGCCUGUCUGGGAGCCGUCUGGGUGUCUGAUGACAGCCGCGGUUGUGAUCUAGCUACUGUGGGUGCAGUCAUCGCCGCUGUGGUCACCAGCUGGAUCAUCCUGCUGUUCACAGGGCUGGGUGUAGUUUUCGUCUUCGACCCGAUUGGCAGCCCCCGUCCUCAGCCGGGGCCCGUGGAGCCGCUGGGAGUGCGGGACAUGGAGAGCAGCGAAAGCAGCCAGUUCCUGUCCACAGCGCGCUCUCUGGCCACCAGGGUGUGGGAGUGCAGACUGCGGCUGCUGUGCUGCUGUCUGCCGCAGGACGAGAGCCACCGAGCGGCUUUCUCCAGCAUCUCGCAGCUCUUCAGCGACUUCUUCUCUGACACAGACCUGGUUCCCAGCGACAUUGCAGCCGGGUUGGCUCUGCUGCACCAGGAGCAGGAUAAGAUGGAGCGCAGCACAGACCCAGAGGAGAUCCUCAGCCACAGCCCUUCCUCUCCGAUUGACGAAGAUCUGCAGACAGAGUUGGAGAAAGCGGCCCACUGCAUGCAAUUCGCAGCUGCCGCUUACGGCUGGCCGCUGUACGUCUUCUCCUACCCCUUUACGGCACCCUGCAAACUCAGCGGAGACUGCUGCAGAACCCGGGCUGCUGAGUAUGACAUCGUCGGAGGGGACCACCUUGGCUGCCAUUUUUCCUCCAUCCUGGAAACCACGGGUCUGCAGUACAGAGAUUUUAUACAUGUCAGCUUCCACAACCAGAUAUACGAGAUCCCGUUUUUUGUGGCUUUGGAUCAUAAGAGGGAAGCCGUUGUGGUGGCUGUCAGGGGAACGCUUUCACUGAGGGAUGUUCUGACCGACCUGUCUGCUGAAUGUGAAAACCUGCCUGUUGACGGAGUGUCUGGAGCUUGCUAUGCUCACAAGGGCAUGUGCCAGGCUGCGGGCUACAUCUACAAGAAGCUCAUCAACGAUGGCAUCCUGAGCCAGGCGUUCUCCAUCGCCCCGGAGUAUAAACUGGUCGUCACUGGUCACAGUCUGGGAGCCGGAACAGCCGCCCUGUUGGCCAUCCUGCUGCGCCCUUCCUUCCCCAGCCUGCAGUGCUACUCGUUCUCUCCACCAGGGGGCCUCCUGAGUAAAGCUUUGGCAGAUUACUCCAAGGACUUUGUGGUGUCUGUAAUUUUGGGGAAGGACCUGGUUCCCAGGCUGAGCAUCCCCAACAUGGAGGACCUGAAGAGACGCAUACUGAAAAUAGUCACCAACUGCAAUAAGCCCAAAUACCGCAUCCUGCUGCAGGGCUGUUGGUACGAGCUGUUUGGAGGAGACCCAGACGACUUCCCUACAGAGAUGGACAGCAGGAGGGAGGAGCAGCUCAAUCAGCCGCUGCUGGGGGAGGAGUCUCUGAUCGUCCGCCACUCCUCAUCCUAUCACAGCCUGGCGUCGGAUGACUCCCCGGUUCACACGGCGACGCACUUGCCGCUGUUCCCACCAGGUCGCAUAUUGCACAUCACAGAGGACGGGCCAUCAAGGAGAUCCUGCUUUUCUGAAGUGCGUUACCGUGCCGACUGGUCCAGCGAAUCGAAGUUCCAGAGCAUCCUGAUCAGCCCCAGGAUGCUGGUGGAUCACAUGCCGGACGCCGUGCUCCGGGCCCUGAACAGUCUGUGCAGCGAAGACCCCUCCCCCCUCUGCCCGUCGUCGCUGAACAGCAAUCCGCACGUUUCUAUGUGAGCAGCGCCGAGCCAGGCCUUCCUCUUCAAA
Cyprinodon tularosa is the source of this 2643-nucleotide messenger RNA. It is a transcript of the gene daglb, whose product is annotated as diacylglycerol lipase, beta. The record is from RefSeq and is a predicted model, not a curated record. NCBI's taxonomy places the organism in Eukaryota, Metazoa, Chordata, Actinopteri, Cyprinodontiformes, Cyprinodontidae. The transcript is spliced from 15 exons. Bases 583 to 2613 code for a protein of 676 amino acids. Gene Ontology annotation, biological process: lipid metabolic process.